CUUGAAUUCUCCAACCUAAAUGUAAAGGAUUCUUUAAAAGACCUGUUUGUUCCCAAAAUAAAAAUCAUUCUGAUGAUGUAUACAAGGAACAAUCUAAAAUGCGCAGAGCCACUUUUUGAGCAUAAUAAUUCACUUAACAUCAAUUUCAACAUACAAAAGAAAACAGUUUGGAUCAUUCAUGGAUACAGACCGCUGGGCUCUACCCCAUCAUGGCUUCAAAAGUUUCUGAGGAUUUUGUUGAAUGAAGAAGAUGCUAAUGUAAUUGUUGUGGACUGGAACCAGGGUGCUACAACUUUUAUUUACAAUCGAGCAGUAAAAAAUACCAGAAAAGUUGCUGAGAGUUUGAGUGAAUCCAUUCUAAAUCUUUUAAAGCAUGGGGCAUCUCUUGAUAAUUUUCAUCUCAUAGGAAUGAGCUUAGGAGCUCAUAUUAGUGGCUUUGUUGGCAAGAUGUUUCAUGGCCAACUUGGAAGAAUAACAGGUCUUGACCCUGCUGGCCCAAAAUUUUCUGGAAAACCACCAAAUAGCAGAUUAGAUUACACUGAUGCCAAGUUUGUGGAUGUCAUUCAUUCUGAUGCGAAAGGUUUAGGAAUUCAAGAGCCAUUAGGUCAUAUAGAUUUUUAUCCAAAUGGAGGAAAAAAACAACCUGGCUGUCCUAAAUCAAUCUUCUCAGGAGUGGAGUAUCUUAAAUGUGACCACCAGAGAGCAGUUCAUCUGUUCUUGGCUGCUUUGGAAACAGACUGCAAUUUUAUUUCCUUUCCUUGUGGUUCCUACAAAGAGUACAAGAGUAGUUUAUGUGUGGACUGUGACAGUUUCAUGAAAGACUCCUGUCCACGGCUUGGUUAUCAACCUAAACUAUGGAAAGGAGAUUUAAAAGAUUUAAGAAGGGAUGGUUUACCUCUGAGGACCACUGCAUUUUUAGAUACGGCAGGCUAUUAUUUUGUUCUCAGUAUCAUUGCUCUAGAUGAAACCAUGAUGGAUGGCUCUAUUUCAUUUAAGUUAUUAAACCAGCAUGGAGUGUUUGAAAAGCCAAAGAUAUAUGAGAAAAGCAAACCAUUUGACAAACUUCAAGAAGUAAAGAUUCUUGCUCAAUUUUUAAGCGAUAUUGUGAAUAUUUCCAGCAUUGCUUUGACAUAUUCCCAGAGCUUAAAUCUGCAAUGUCCUACUUGCCAAUAUAAAAUACAGAGUCUUGUGUUAAAAUCACUUACAUAUCCUGAAAGACUACCGUUUUGCAGAUAUGAUUUUGUACUUCAAGAAAAAAAAGAAGUAUUUCUUCAAUCAGACAUAUGUGCGGCGCAAAAUAUUUGA
Dipodomys spectabilis (banner-tailed kangaroo rat) is the source of this 1305-nucleotide messenger RNA. It is a transcript of the gene Lipi, whose product is annotated as lipase I. The transcript has 9 exons. Bases 73 to 1305 code for a protein of 410 amino acids. The record is from RefSeq and is a predicted model, not a curated record. NCBI's taxonomy places the organism in Eukaryota, Metazoa, Chordata, Mammalia, Rodentia, Heteromyidae. Gene Ontology annotation, biological process: lipid metabolic process. Gene Ontology annotation, molecular function: carboxylic ester hydrolase activity; lipase activity.